Messenger RNA from Thermothelomyces thermophilus ATCC 42464, 3821 nucleotides. RefSeq lists its product as uncharacterized. Bases 104 to 3730 code for a protein of 1208 amino acids. Gene Ontology annotation, molecular function: DNA-binding transcription factor activity, RNA polymerase II-specific; RNA polymerase II cis-regulatory region sequence-specific DNA binding; zinc ion binding. Gene Ontology annotation, cellular component: chromatin. Gene Ontology annotation, biological process: regulation of transcription by RNA polymerase II; DNA-templated transcription. The transcript has 3 exons. The record is from RefSeq and is a predicted model, not a curated record. Lineage: Eukaryota; Fungi; Ascomycota; Sordariomycetes; Sordariales; Chaetomiaceae.
CGUUGAUGGGACUUGGUUAACUGCUCACGCAACGCCCGCCCUCUGUUCCUCCACACAAAGUCGCUCGACGAGCCGAAACCUCCAAAAUCCCGCCACCUGGACGAUGACUGUGUCAAGCGACGCCGGUAGCAAGCUGGAGCCUGUCGCUACCAUGUCCAAUUCGUCAACGCCUUCGGCCGCGAGCGGCAGCGCCCCUGCAGGCGAUGAAGCCGCCUCGACCAUCAUGGUCAACACGAAGACCCCCGCUGCCUUCCCGCCGCCCAAGACCGACAAACCUCGACCUCACGUCUGCGGUACUUGCCAGCGUUCUUUUGCUCGGCUGGAACACCUGAAGCGUCAUGAGCGAUCCCACACAAAGGAAAAACCGUUCCAGUGUCCGGAGUGCGCCCGGUGCUUUGCUCGCCGUGACUUGCUCUUACGGCAUCAGCAGAAGCUCCACCAAACCACGACACCGUCAUCCCGCCCGCGCAACCGUCGCGAGAGCGCGAGCGGGGCGACACCGGGUGCCGGCCGGGUCCGGAAGAACAGUGUCGCGGGUCCCAGUGCUGCCUCUGGCGACACCGCUGCCUCCAUGAGGCCUCGGGCAAACACUAUCAGCCAUAUCGACAAUACAGCCAUCCAGAUGAUGGCCGCGGCAACAUCUCCGAUCUCGAGGAUGCCCCCUACCCACAGCCGCCACCCUAGCCUGAUUGGGCUGCCAACCCAUCACGGUCUAGAGGCCUACGGCAUGGCUUCGGCUUUGGCCCACCGUGGAGCGCCUCUCGGCCUGCCCAAGCUCGAGACACAUGGUAUAAACGGCAUGGACUUUUCCGGCAGUCUCAGGACAGCUCCAGCGAUGCCGUUCGGCUCCGAGUUCGAUAUGGACGGAAGCUUGUUCUUCGGCGGCUCCCCUGGCUCCACCAUCAACCCCAACGCCCUCCACUACAACGAUUCUCCGCCUUCCAUGGCCAUGGAUCCCCUCUCGCCCUUCUCGCAUGGGCUUCCUGACACGUCGACCGCGAGCCAGUCACUGGACGAUUUCGACUGGGUAACAGGCUUCGACCAUACCAUGUCAUUCAACAACGGGCCCUUGGAGAACGCUGUAGACGGCUCUUCGCCCUCCGCGCUCAGCACCACGAGCCAGAGCGGUAUCAGCGACGUCAUGGUGGACGGCUCGAACCACCACACGGCUACGACGGCAACAAGUUCGAUGUGGCAGACGUCCAUAAUGGGCCCGCCGCAGAUGCCCAAUCCCUUCUCCCUCGACGUCAGCGGUUCCGUCUUCCCAGAUCUCCUGAACGGUGCACCCGUGUCGCCGCAGCCAUCGUCCGCAAAGCCCAUGGGUGAAGGCUACUUCUCAACCCCUUCACCCUCGCUCCUCUCGAACCUGAAUACGCAGAACAUGAACCAAGCGCUCAAUUUCGGUGCCGGUCCGGAGACGCCGUCCUCGAUGAAUGGUAGUAAUCAUCAUGGCACCUUACCCGUCUCGACAAUCACUGAUUCAACAAGAAAUGCCAUCCUAGGUGCCCUGUCGGCCUCCCAGGCGUCCCAGUUUGGUACGCGGAGAUACUCGUUCGCCACGUCGACUAAUCCCCUCGCCACCGCCCGAACCUCCUCGAAGACCGCAAGCACAACCGGCACCACCGGCACCGGCGCCGCCAUCGCCAGCAGCACCGAUCAGACCACCUCCCUGCCGACUACACAAGAACUCCAGCGAUACGUCGGGGCAUAUCUGCGAUACUUCCACCCCCACCUGCCUUUUCUACACGUACCGACGCUGACGUUCGAGAUACCUGCGCAAUUGUUGGCUAACGGGCGAAAUAGCGACAUUGGCGGGAGCGGUUGUUUACUUCUUUCUAUGGCGGCCAUCGGCGCCUUGUUUGAGUUGGAGCACCAGGCGUCCAUGGAGCUGUUUGGGAUGGCCAAGAAGAUGAUCCAGCUGUAUCUCGACGAGAGGAGGAAGGCGAACGUAAGAAAGGCAGAAUCCCUUCGCCGAACUCCCAUGUCGGACCACAGUUCACAGCAGCAGGACCCUCCCAUCGAGACUCCCGUGUGGUUGGUUCAGGCUAUGCUCCUGAAUGUCGUGUACGGUCAUAACUGCGGGGACAAGCGGUCUGGAGAGAUUGCGUCCACACAUGCGGCCGCAUUAGUAAGUCUUGCGCAGGGGGCAGAGUUGCUGCGGCCAGUCCGAGUCGAACCUGUCGCCAAGGACGUCGAGAUGUCGGAUGCUAACGGCGCUGGCUCUUGGAGUGGAUCCGGGAGGGACCCGUCUGAAGAGCACGCCGAGUGGCUGCGCUGGAAGGCCGCUGAGGAGCGGAAGCGGACACUCUAUGCCGUCUUCACCCUGUCCAGCCUUCUUGUCUUGGCGUAUAAUCACACGCCGGCCCUGACGAACUCGGAGAUCUUGCUCGACCUUCCUUGUGACGAAGAGUUCUUCGCCGCCGACAGCGCCGCUGCGUUUCAGGCCAAGGGCGGAAUUGAGGCGGCAAACUACAACCGCAUGACGUUCCACGAAGCCCUAGGGCAGCUGCUGCGCUCCAACGAGAAACAGAACAUGCGGCCGUUCACUGACCCCCACCAGCCCUUUGGCUCGGCGUUCAACGCCAGUGAUCUCCCCGAGAGCAGCCUGAAGCCGAGCAGCUUUGGCUGUCUGGUAUUGAUCAGUGCGCUGCACAACUACAUCUGGGAGACACGCCAACGGCAUCAUAACAAGGUCUGGACCAAUGAGGAGACCGAGAAGAUGCACCGGCACAUUGAGCCGGCGCUCCGGGCGUGGCACGCCGCCUGGGCAAGUAACCCGCGGCAUUCCGCGGAACGUCCAAACCCUCACGGAGCAGGGCCGCUUUCGGCCGAUUGCAUCCCUCUAUUGGAUCUGGCCUACGUCCGCCUCUUUGUCAACCUCUCGCGAUCUAAAGAGAAGUUCUGGCAGCGCGAUUGGGAUGGCAUGGCCGAGGAGCUGGCGAAGGGGUCUGAGAUUGUCCAGCACGCCGAGAACUCGCCCGCCUCCAACGCCGAGUCCGCCAACACGGAUCCCUCGAGUACGCCUGGGACGGCUUCUCUUACGGUCGAUACCCCGCCAACACAAAGCUCUUCUCCUGAAUUCGGCGCCUCCAAGUUGCCAGUCUCGGGUAACGUUAACCCUGAGCGGACGCAGCAGGCGCCCCAGUCAUCCCAGACGCAGACAUCCAAUAAGCAGUCGAUAUCUCGCCGAGAGAAGCACUUGCGAAAAGCAGCCUUCUUCGCGGCUGAGUCUCUUUCCGUUCCCGACAAGCUUGGGGUCACGUUUGCCAAUCUCACUAGCCGCGAGUUGCCUCUACAGGCGACGCUCUGCGCCUUUGAUUGUGUCCAGGUCCUUGCUGAGUGGGUUGCCACUUUACAGGACCGCGUUGGGCCCUAUCUGGGCAUACUGGGCCGGGACAAGGUCGAUCUCACACAAGUACCGGCAAUCAUGUUGCUUGAAGAAGAGGAUGUCAGGCUACUUGCAAAGAUUGACGAUAUCAUACGAGGUGCUGAGAUCAAGAUGAGCAUGGACAUGACUCAAGUUGGCAGCAAUGGGGGGGUCUCGAGCGUCGACAGCAAAUUCCAGGUGGACGACAAUGCGGGAUACGCCACGAAGCUCUUAAGAGUCACAGCCUACAUGUUUGACAAAGCUGCUGUAUGGCCUGUCACCCGAUUGAUUACGUCCUGCCUCGAGACCCACGCGAACCACAUGCGUGCCCGCGCAGAAAAGUCCGUCGUGGCCCAAAUCUGAGUUUCUGAACACCUUGCAUUUCAGACCACCUCUGUGCUUUCCCACUCGCAAGUGAGCCCUGGCUCGCUUUUGGUCGAACAUUUCAUCACUG